AUGGAAAACAACCUGGUGCUGAUGAAGAAGGCUCAUCAACAGCCCUGGAGCAUCCGUAACCCCAUUCAGAUCUCCGUGGUCAAGUUCCUCCUCAUUGGGCAGGAUGACAAGGGGCCCAAGGUCACCAGCAACGCUGCCCUUACCCUCCGCAACUUCUGCGCCUGGCAGAAGAAGUGGAACAAAGUCAGCGACAAGCACCCCGAGUACUGGGACACCGCCAUCCUCUUCACCAAGCAGGACCUAUGUGGUGCCACCACCUGUGACACUCUGGGGAUGGCAGAUGUGGGCACCAUGUGUGACCCCAAGCGCAGCUGCUCUGUCAUCGAGGACGAUGGGCUGCCCUCAGCUUUCACCACCGCCCAUGAGCUGGGCCACGUCUUCAACAUGCCCCAUGACAAUGUGAAGGCCUGUGAGGAGGUCUUCGGCCAGCUGAAGACCAACCACAUGAUGUCCCCCACCCUCAUCCAGAUCGACCGGGCCAAACCCUGGUCAGCCUGCAGCGCUGCCAUCAUCACUGACUUCCUCGACAGUGGCCACGGGGACUGCUUGCUGGACCAGCCCACCAAACCCAUCCCACUGCCCGAAGACCUGCCGGGGACAAGCUACAGCCUGAACCAGCAGUGUGAGCUGGCCUUCGGGGUGGGCUCCAAGCCCUGCCCCUAUAUGCAGUACUGUGCCAAGCUCUGGUGCACGGGUAAGGCACGUGGGCAGAUCGUGUGCCAGACUCGGCACUUCCCCUGGGCCGAUGGCACUGGCUGUGGCGAUGGGCGCUUCUGCCUGAAGGGAGCCUGCGUGGAGAGGCAUAACAUCAGCAAGUACAGGGUGGACGGUGGCUGGGCCAAGUGGGCUCCCUACGGGCAGUGCUCCCGGACGUGCGGUGGUGGGGUGCAGCUGGCAAAGCGGGAAUGCACUGACCCGGUGCCGGCCAAUGGGGGCUCCUACUGUGAGGGAAUCCGCGUCAAGUACCGCUCCUGCAACCUGGAGCCCUGCCCUGCUGCAGUGCCAGGGAAGAGCUUCCGUGAGGAGCAAUGUGAGGCUUUCAAUGGCUACAGUCACAGCACCAACCGCCUCACUGCCUCCGUCUCCUGGGUCCCCAAAUACUCCGGAGUCUCACCCCGGGAUAAGUGCAAGCUCAUCUGCCGGGCUAAUGGCACCGGCUACUUCUACGUGCUGGCACCCAAGGUUGUGGAUGGUACCCCUUGCUCCCCGGACUCCACCUCGGUCUGUGUCCAGGGCAAAUGCAUCAAGGCGGGCUGUGACGGGAAGUUGGGCUCCAAGAAGAAGUUCGACAAGUGCAGUGUCUGUGGAGGAGACAACAAGAGCUGCAAGAAAGUCUCGGGCUUGUUCACCAAACCCAUGCACGGCUACAACUUCGUGGUGGUCAUCCCUGCAGGUGCCUCCAACAUUGACAUCCGGCAGCGGGGUUACAAAGGGCUGAUCAGCGAUGACAACUACCUGGCUCUGAAGAAUGCACAGGGCAAGUACCUCCUGAAUGGCCACUUCAUCGUCUCGGCCGUGGAGAGGGACCUGAUGGUGAAGGGCAGCGUCCUGCGCUACAGCGGCACCGGCACCGCUGUCGAGAGCCUCCAAGCCUUCAAGCCCAUCCAGGAACCCCUGACUCUGGAGGUGCUCUCCGUGGGGAAGAUGACCCCUCCUCGGGUACGCUACUCCUUCUACCUCCCCAAGGAGAGCAAGGAGGACAAGGCCUCCUACAAGAAGGAGGGCAAGACCCCACCAGACCUCAACAACAGUGUGCUCAGCCUGUCCAACCGCCUGGAUGGCGGGAGACCAAGCUACAAACGUCCCUCCUACAAGUGGGCGGCGGGUGGUUGGGAGGCCUGUUCCGUCACCUGUGGCGAUGGGCUGCAGAAGCGCUCGGUGGCCUGUCGCGAUUCCUACGGGCAACCGGCUGCUGAGUGCGACGCGGCGCAGAGACCCCCUGACGUCCGGCUCUGUGGGGAGCCCUGCCCGGCCUGGGAAGCUGGACCUUGGUCUCCCUGCUCCAAGAGCUGCGGACGGGGCUUCAAGAGACGGGCGUUGAAAUGUUUGGUCCCAACUGGGCGCCUCCUACCCCGGGAGAAUUGCAAUUUUCGGAGGAAGCCGCAGGAACUGGAUUUCUGCACCUUGAGGCCGUGCUGAGCAGGUCAAGGGGUGUCUGCGAGGAAGGGCGUGGUGUUCCUCUAGCUGGGUGCAGCUGAGCAGCAGCCAGGG
Manacus vitellinus (golden-collared manakin) is the source of this 2211-nucleotide messenger RNA. RefSeq names its product ADAM metallopeptidase with thrombospondin type 1 motif 15 (gene ADAMTS15). The record is from RefSeq and is a predicted model, not a curated record. The transcript is spliced from 9 exons. The coding region runs from base 1 to 2139 and encodes 712 amino acids. Gene Ontology annotation, molecular function: metalloendopeptidase activity; zinc ion binding. Lineage: Eukaryota; Metazoa; Chordata; Aves; Passeriformes; Pipridae. Gene Ontology annotation, biological process: proteolysis; extracellular matrix organization.